UCGCCGGGUGGUGGCGUCAGCUACGCGCCGCCUGCAAAGGAAAAAGCCGGUUGCUGGGGGAGUGAGGAAGAAAGGGAGGGUGCCGAACACGGAAGUGAUGGCAGCGCCUUGGGAGCAGGUGGAGGCGGUGACCGCAUCCUCUGAGACCAGAACCCAGCGCCGAGGGGUGUCAGCUUGCAGAAAGGCAUCCGCCUUAUAGGACCUACAGGAGGUGCAGGAGUGACUGGGCCUCCCUUCACCUUAGCGAGUACCCAGAGUGAUGGCGAUGGUGAUGGCGGCAGUUACUCGGACAGCCCCAGUUAAGCUGCGCUCUGAGAGAUGCUGAAGCCUCCUCCAUCUCAGAUUUUCGAGAUACAUCCAGAGAGUGCCCAGAAGAAACUCCCUCCUGGAAAAACUAAAAAAGCAGUAUUUAUAACACUGGAAUUUGUGGAUAAUUUAUCAAAAUGGCAGAAAGUAGUGAAAAUAAUAGCAAAAAUGUAGAUGUAAGGCCCAAAACUAGUCGAAGUAGAAGUGCUGACAGAAAGGACGGGUAUGUGUGGAGUGGAAAGAAAUUAUCUUGGUCAAAAAAGAGUGAAAGUUGUUCAGAUGCUGAAACAGUGAAUGCUAUAGAGAAAACUGAAGUUCCUUUAAGGAGCCAAGAAAGGAAGCACAGCUGUUCAUCCAUCGAGUUGGAUUUAGAUCAUUCCUGUGGGCAUAGAUUUUUAGGCCGAUCUCUUAAACAGAAACUGCAAGAUGCCGUGGGGCAGUGUUUCCCAAUAAAGAAUUGUAGUGGUCGGCACUCUUCGGGGCUUCCAUCUAAAAGGAAAAUUCAUAUCAGUGAACUCAUGUUAGAUAAGUGUCCUUUUCCACCUCGAUCAGAUUUAGCCUUUAGGUGGCAUUUUAUUAAACGACACACUGCUCCUAUAAAUCCCAAAUCCAGUGAGUGGGUAAGCACAGACUUGGCUCAGAGUGAAUUGAGGGAUGGUCAGCUAAAACAAAGAAGAAAUGUGGAAGAAGAGGUGAACUGCUUCUCACAUACUGAUGUUCAGCCCUGUGUCAUAACCACCAACAAUGCUUCAUGUAGAGGUGGUCCUGUGACUGGCUCUGUGAUGAACCUGGUUUCAAAUAACAGUAUAGAAGAUAGUGAUAUGGAUUCAGAUGAUGAAAUUAUUACACUUUGCACAAGUUCCAGAAAAAGAAACAAACCCAAAUGGGAAAUGGAUGAAGAAAUCCUGCAGCUGGAAACACCUCCUAAGUACCAUACCCAGAUUGAUUACGUCCACUGUCUUGUACCAGACCUCCUUCAGAUCAAUAACAAUCCAUGUUACUGGGGAGUUAUGGAUAAAUAUGCAGCUGAAGCUCUACUAGAGGGAAAACCAGAGGGUACCUUUUUACUUCGAGACUCAGCACAGGAAGACUAUUUAUUCUCUGUUAGUUUUAGACGCUAUAGUCGUUCUCUUCACGCUAGAAUUGAACAGUGGAAUCACAAUUUUAGCUUUGAUGCACAUGAUCCUUGUGUCUUCCAUUCUCCUGACAUUACUGGGCUCCUAGAACAUUAUAAGGACCCAAGUGCCUGUAUGUUCUUUGAACCACUUUUAUCCACUCCUUUAAUUCGGACUUUCCCUUUUUCCUUGCAACAUAUAUGCAGAACAGUUAUUUGUAACUGUACAACUUACGAUGGCAUUGAUGCCCUUCCAAUUCCUUCUUCUAUGAAAUUAUAUCUGAAGGAAUAUCACUAUAAAUCAAAAGUUAGAGUACUCAGGAUUGAUGCACCAGAACAACAGUGCUAGGAAAAGUGUAGGUAUAUGAGAAUGAUUAUAUACAUAUUUUCAUUUAAUAUUUUAUUUUUCUUAUACCACUUUGAAUUUUUCUACAAGGGCAGUUGAAAUCCAAAAUAAAUCUCUGCCCUAAAUUUUACUUCCAGAUCAGUUUAUUUUUCUUAUGAUAACAAUAAUUGUUUAAAGUUACACAGUAGGGGUUAAUGAAUAUUUUUGACCACGUGUUUGGUUUUUGUUUUUACCAAAUAGAUUGUAAGAUUUUUUUUCUUAAUUGUAAUUUGCUUAUGAUCCAGGGAUAUUUGGAAUUUGGUAGGCAAUGCAAAUACAGUUAAGUAAUCGGUAUUUUGUAUGUUUCUUUAAAAAUAAUCUUAUGUUCUUUCCUAAUGUAAAUUCCUUGUUAACCUAUGCCAUUGGCAUUCCUAUACAUAAAAUAUAGUUUCCCUGUCCCCCUUUCAGAGUUGUUUUAAAAUUCUUCAGUAAAGCUGAGUGUUAUAAUUCACAAUCUAUACCAAUGUAAUUGAGUUUUAUAAUUUAAUAAUAGGAAUGCUGAAGGUAACAAAAUGGUUUAAAAUUAAACUUGAAGUGUUUCACUUUAAAUAUUAACUACUACUAAAUUUGAUCGAUUAGGAAGAAUCAAAUGAGAACAUGACUUUUUGGAGGUGAAUUUAUUUUCUACACUGUGGCGUGGUCAUUUGUUAUUUUUGAAUAGGUCUUUCACUCAACUUAGAUGAGUUGCUCUUUUCAGAACAUGAAUAUUGUUCCUUUCUCACUGGAAGCUUAAAAAGUAAUGAUAACACUAUCAGUAACUAGUAGUUACUAACAUAUUUAAGCAACUAUGGGGUUUUUCUGUAUUUACUUAUGAACUGUUGCUUCUAAUUAGCCUUUUUAUAGAAACUCUGAGCCUGUUACUUUGGGGAAAUGCCACAGUAUUAUAAACAGCUACAAAUUGCCACUGAUAACCAAGGAGGACCUAAGUCUUCAUUAUUUUAAAUUGAGCUUGACUAAAGAUUUAAGAAGUAAACAUGGAGCUCAGUUUUUAAGAAGCUUGAUAUUGGUUUUGAUUUUCAGGUUUCAAAUACUUACUCCUGUUUUCAGAAUUAACAUGUCUUUACUGUGGCUUCAACAAAGGGAAAACAUUUUGAGAGCUACAUGGCUUAUGCCAUACUGAACAGUACUGGGCACUGGGACUAAUAUUUUAAAUUUACUGUCUCGAUAGGGAAGUAUAUUUAGAAACAUCAUUCUCCCAGUAUAAUAAAGGUAAAUGGAGUGAUAGCCUAUCUAACUCCUCUUUUUUUUAAUAGUCAGUGCAUAAUUUCCUAGAUAGUAGUUUCUUCUGGUGAGCUGUCUAGCCCUUUGUACAAAGUGGCAUUUUUAAUAUCAUAGUAAUUGAUUUCUCAAUGCUAAUUUAGGUCCAGUAGUAAGCUACUUCUACCUGGAUUGAAAGAAAUUUGACUCAACUUUCCAACUCAGAACAGGUGUUUCAUAGGUAUCAUUGCUUUUAUGUUGAAGUAGCAUUUUGCUUUCCUGCAGUUCUGUUAACAUAAAGAUGGCAUUUUUCAGUAAUAGCUUUAAAAUAAAUUUUUAGCCAUUACCACAAAAUUGAACCAGGAAAAUCUCUGUUACCAUUAUCUUCUAUCAUUUUUUUUUUUCUCAGUGAUCUCAAAAUUGUCUUGGUUACAGUGAGGGGUAACUACUAAGUAUGGCACCUGUCUAUGGAGUAAUGAGGCUCAGGAUAUCAUUAACACCGAUACUAGGAUAAAUAUCUCUUCUAAAGAUGAUAUUUCCCUUUUACAAAAGUAGAGAAGUCUCAUACUACCUCAUCUUUUAUUGUGACGCUUUUGUAGAUCACUGAGAAGCUUGUCUUGUUUACCAACAGAACACUUCCUAAAUAUCCAUUUUUGGUGAAAGAACAUUAAUAGUAUAGUAAGAAUCUACCCGUGAUUAUAGUUUUUUAUCAGAAUUUGAUAAUGAGACUUUCUGUUUCUGUGAAACAAUUAUUGUUUUAAAUAUUUUUCUUUUAAAAAUAACUUUUUAUCAGUACAGAAAAACCUAAGGGAUGACUAGCUAACAAGUAUUCUGUUAAAGAGUAAUUUUAUAAAGAAAAAAGAAAUAUAAUUAUGUUGUCUUUUAUAAUGGUAAAAAUUAAUGUUUAUAUGAAAAUCAAGAUCUAAGUAGCUUUUCAUAUAUUCAAACUGGUUGCUUGUGAUAUAUUUUCUCUGGCUUUCUUAUUUUUCCAACUUCAAGGUAUUAAUAGCUGUUAACAUUUUCAAAAUACUGCCAUAUAUAUAGCCUUGAAGUAGAUCUAAUAAAUGAGAGCAGGGAAGAGACUUAUUUACUCUGAAAUGGUUUGUAUUUUUCCUUUGGUGUUUGCUACAGUGAAAAGAAAUCUGGAAAGUAGAAAUAUAAAGACUGGAGAAGGGAAUUGUUUACCAUGAAGGAAAAAGAAGAGUAAUAAUAAAUUAAUUUUUAAAGCAUUAAAGAAUUGAAAUUUAGAAAGGUUAAUUUCUUUCUCAGUGACUUUGUGAGGACACAUUUGGAAAAGCAUCCAGUAUUCACAAACUAAAUUUAAAAAUGUGAAAUAUGUAAUUAUUGGAAUAUAUAACUAAAAUGAUUAAGUUUUGAGAGGAACACAAGGAAAAAUACAAAUAUAUCUAAAUAUAAAUUUUGUAACUAAGUUUGUUGGCAUUUGAAAAGUGUAAAUUCCAGAGUUGAGAAAGCAUUCAGCAUGGUGGAAAUGUGUAGAGUUAUUGGUGAGAAAGGAUGGAGCUAAAAGAAACAAGAUAAAAUAUUAAAAUUAAGAAUUUAGGCAUCACCUCAGGGAAGAGCCUUGACAGCGAAAGGGAACUACUUAAUCGCUAAUAGCUGGUCUGGACCAGACACUUAACUGCCCUUUGGGAAUCAUCCUGCACUAAUCAGGAAAUAAACUUGACUUUUCUAUUUCUCAAGCUUUUCAGGACACCACCGUCACCGCCACCACUGCCACCACCGUGCAUCUUCUUUUUUUUAAGCUACACAGCAUCUUGAUUCAUACUAUAAUUCCUGAAAUAUGCUGAAUGGAUAUGUUUUUAGGUUCCUUGAGCAUUUUUGUAUAAAGAAUCAUAUGUGAUCUUUCUAUAGCCAUGCCAUUCACUUAAAUAAUUCAUACAGGGAAUGGCUUAAUUUAGAGGAAGACCUAAUAGGAAGAAGAUUAAAGGAAGCUUUUAGUCAGCCUGUGGCUAGAUUUAUUGAUUUGGUGAACCGAACUGCUUUCUUUCCUGAAAUUCAGCUAAUGGUCAAAGAAUGGCUUUCAGUUAAAGUUUUGACUUAUUAUAAAUAAUAUAAAGAAUGUCUUAGCAAUUAGAAAUCCGUUAAAAAGUAGAGCAAAUGUGGCAAAUAGGACUCAUACAAAUUCCAUUUCUUUUGAUAAGAAAAACACAAACCAUUAUCAUUUAUUCAUGAGCCAAAGCCAUUAAGAAGACAAAUCAAGUUAUCAGCUUCCUGUCUCUCUGAAGUUUGGAUCAUUUUAUAGACCCACAUAAUAGGUUUCUUCCUAUGAAACAAAAACCUUAAAACCUAACUCUUAUAAAUAUACUCUUAGCUUUCAUUUAUAAUCUUUUUUGUCACUUUUAGAUAUGAUUAUAGCUAAAAUCUGUGUAAUCAAUAGGUUAUACAUUGAUUUUAGUAGACAGACUUCACAGGAAAAUAGACAAUUAUUUCUUGAGACAACACAGGGAGAACAAUGUUUAAAUGUAAACCUGUGUGUUAAGUAAUUUAAUACCCAAAUGAAUAAAAGAUUUUAAGUCAUGCAGAUUAUUGUUUCUAAUUUGGAAAAAAUUCUUUACAAUUUUGGUUUUAACCAUAAUCAGUUUUACGUUUAUUAUUUCUAAAAAAUGAAUGCAAAGCACAAAGGUUUUUUUUUUUUUCCUUUUUUUAAUGGCAUACUAGAAGUGAGCAGUGCUACAAGAGUCUGUACUAAUACGUUAAUAAUGUUGGACACAUAAUGGAGGUAACUUUUCAAAUGGAUUGGCUUCUAGGUAGAAAUAUAGACUAAUGGAUAUAACCCAAUGGGAAGGGACUUGGGGCACAUGAAUCCUAUUUCAAAUAAAACCAGAAUCUAUUUUUUGUUUACUUUUUAUUUUCAAAUAGAUUACUCAAUCCUAAAUUUUUACCUUCAUCUAGCAUACAAAAUGUAGGUAAAUAAUACUUGUCACUUGACUUGCUGAAGGUUAGUUCUUCAUUUAAGGGGUGACUCUUGGAGCAUACUUGAAAAUAAUUUCUGUAAUUUCUUGAAAGUAAUGUGAUGAUAGAUUUUCAAAGUAUCCCUUAGUGGACCCUGCAAAUUCACAUUCACUUCUAGUCUGUAAUAGGCUUUCUUGGCUUGGUUUGACAAUAGAGAUAACAGUACAAUAUGGAUUUAUGGUUUAGACUCAGGAAUUGGAUGAACAGUUCCAAUUUCCUCCUACCCUUAAUAAGGUUUGUGUAAAAUUGAUGUUUGCCUAAGUUAUUUUAAAAGUUGAUUACAUCUGCAGGAAGUAAAGAUAAUCACUUUUGUUGUGGUUGUAAUCAAAUCUAAGCUUUCAGACUUAAAGUAAAACUUGAGAGGAGGUUUACUUAAAUUUUGUUGACUUUGCUAGGAUUGAAUAAAUUCUGUGUAAACCAAGUAUGAACUUGAUAUAUACUUGAAUAUACAGAGUUUAAGUAGUAACUUUGCAAAGCUGUUAGUACUCUUGUCAAUCAGGCUUGUGUGAUCUUCCCCGUACCCAAAAAGAAGUAGACUGUUUACAUUUUUAUUUCUAAUCCUGGAGUUGAAUGUUUCUUCUUCGGUGUGAGUUCAAAUAAAUUGACCUGAAUAAAUUUUCACUUCUUAAUUAAACUUCAUAUAUAAAAUA
Messenger RNA from Prionailurus viverrinus (fishing cat), 6625 nucleotides. It is a transcript of the gene SOCS4, whose product is annotated as suppressor of cytokine signaling 4. NCBI's taxonomy places the organism in Eukaryota, Metazoa, Chordata, Mammalia, Carnivora, Felidae. Gene Ontology annotation, cellular component: phosphatidylinositol 3-kinase complex. Gene Ontology annotation, biological process: negative regulation of epidermal growth factor-activated receptor activity; positive regulation of proteasomal ubiquitin-dependent protein catabolic process; phosphatidylinositol phosphate biosynthetic process. The coding region runs from base 444 to 1769 and encodes 441 amino acids. The record is from RefSeq and is a predicted model, not a curated record. The transcript has 3 exons. Gene Ontology annotation, molecular function: 1-phosphatidylinositol-3-kinase regulator activity.